GAAAAAAAAUCGCGUUGCCCUUGGCAGUAGCCUAUUUAUCGAGAGGAGCGCGCGACCGCCGCGAGCUGUGCCGAUAAGGGGCGAAUUUCGGCCAGCCGCCCACCUGCGAGCUCACCGUCACUCGCUACUUCCCGUCCGUCUGUAAAGACAUACGUCGGUCGGUCGUGUUUCCUCGCCACGCUGUAACACGUUUUCCACGAAAGAGAGACUCGGGACGGGAUGCGCGGCGCUCAUUCGCGACUAGAAAGAGAGAAAGAGAACCCGUCUUGUCGCGAGUGCCUCUUCCCUCCCCUCUGCCGCUACGUCACUCUUCUCUCUCGCACUCCCUGCGUCGUGAAUCGUAUUGCGUAUCGCGCUCUCCGUCUCUGUCUGUCUGUCUGACCGUCCGGUUCCCCUCCGCUUCGUCGAUCUAUCUCUGUUCCUCUGCGCGUGCGCCCGCGCGCACGUGUGAGGGUGUGUGCGCGCGUGUGUGUGUGUGGCGCGCGCGCGCGGGUGAGUGUCGGUGUUUAUUCUUGCACGCGUAUGAUAGCACGCGCGUGCACUCGUGUGUAUACACGUCACCGUCGUGGACCACGCAGUAAAUUGUGUUAUUCGGAGAGACAAACAGGUGCAGGAGGAGGGCUCCGUGCUCCGCGCUCGCUCGUAAAACGGCCGCACUUCGUGGCGUACGCGAGCUGACGGCUUCGCUCGUGGUGGCUCCGCGCGAAUUACUUCCUCGCGCGAGGAAUGCGCGAGCGGCGGUGGCACGUCUGAGGAGCCGUUGAGGAGCCUCGGCGCGCCCGAGACGCGGCCCGAGAUCGGUGGCGGGCGAAAUUAGACGAAACCGCGUGACAGGUGGAUUCGAGGCGUGCCGAGACGCGGAGAGAAAGAGAGAAGGUGAGUGAGAAAGGAAGAGAAAGAGCGAGAGACGAGGACGGAGCGAAGGAGGGAGCAAACUGCGAAGCGAGAGUGAGAGAGUGCCGUCUCGCAACAUCUCGGAGUAGUCGGGCGCGAUCGCGGGGGAUCUUCCCUACUUGGUUCCGACGCCGUCGACGUGGAGCGAGAGAAGACCGAAGGUGAUCGUGAGAUUGUGACCGUUCUGUUGCCGCAGUCAUCGUCGUCAUCGUCGUCGUCGUCUCGUGGCUGGCCAUGGCUCGCCAUUGUUAUUGUUGUCGUUCCUCCUAACCUACGAGAAGGUGGACGUCCGCGACUGCCACUGCGAGAGGAAGAGAGAGGGACGCGGUGCGACACGACGCAGCAGCAGCAGCAGCAGCAGCACGCCCUCGGACCUCGGGGAACGCAGCGACGAGCGCACAUGCAACCCGGCUGGCGGUGCUGUUGCUCGCGCGCAUCGCCGUGUAUAUUUACGUCCCGAAACGUGCUGUCGUGCUCCCGCCGUGCGAAGGCGCGCUCGCGCUCGCGAGAGCCGCUCCCGAUAUCGUUUCCGUCGUGACUGUCAAUGUGCGACGGACCUGAGCGCGCGAUAACAGCGUCGACGACGAGGACGGCACGUUUCCCCGUAUCGGAGAGAAGCAUCGUGGCGUUGGAAGGCGCAGUUCGCUGACACGUUGACGGCCGUUAUUGUUAUGCUCGCGAAAGUGCGCGGAUCACGCUCCACCAAGGCGAUCGAGCAGCGACGUUAAUCGGCUAGAGGAGCGACAGAGACAGAGAUAUAUCUGUUAUUUAUUAAGAGAUUGAUUGAUCGAUCGAUUGAGCUUUUAUCGUCGGUCUAGGGACGUGUCCUCUAAGAACGUUUGAAAUAAACAAAAAAUGAUACGGAAACUAAAAAAUUUUUAACGUUGGAGAGAAAUCAGAAUCGACAAGGAAAACAUAGUGAAACUCAAAAAUAAUACAAUUGAGGCGCGCAGAAACACAAAAAGUUAAAGAAGAUUAUGUACAAAAAAUUGGAAAUGAAAUCAGUAUAAAACGCAGAAUAUAACAAAUAAGUAAGGCGAAAGAGAGAGAGAGAGAGAGAGAGAGAGAAAAGAGAAUAUUUGGCGCAAGUGUGGGAAUUGUCGUCGUUUCUCGGCCACAAUGAAAUGAACUUUUGCACCGUUGUGCGUCACGCGGUCUUUCGGUGAGGACGAGGCGCACGUGUGACGACGUGCUCUCGGCGCGUUCCGCGAACCGCGCACGCCGACUCGCAUGCUCGAGGAGAAAGGAACAGGCAGCGGGAAGCGAGCGGGGACGAUAAUAUAGCCGGGAUACCAUGUGAAUGAUACGGAGAACGCGAAGGGCCCAAACGCUUGUACCCGCGUACUCGAGGGAUUCGUUGAUAAUCGUGCGACAACGACGAAGACGACGACGACGACGAUCUUCUCGAUCGUCAUCCCGACGAUGUCCUCGGGCAGGGGCCCGGCGUCGCCCUCGGGCGGGCCCGUGAUCCGCUCCGGCCACCUGAAGAAGCUCAAGACGAUGAAGAAGAAGUACUUUGUACUGCGCGGCGAGAGACCCGGCUGCCUCGCCUGCCUCGAGUAUUACGACAGCAAGAAGAAAUUCGAGAACAGGCAGCCGCCGAAGCGCAGCAUACUGCUGCACAGCUGCUUCAACAUCAAUAAGCGAGGCGACACCAAGCACAAGCAUGUGAUCGCGCUCUACACCAAGGACGAGUGCUUCUGCCUGAUCCUCGACAGUGAGAAGGAGCUGGACGAGUGGCUCAAGGCGAUGCUCAGGCUACAGAGCGGGGACGUGCCCGACGGGGAACAGCCGCGGCCUACAUUCGAACACGUAUGGCAAGUCACAAUGCAAAAAAGAGGUCUAGGAGCACGAAAGAACAUUCACGGACCCUACAGAUUAUGCCUCACCGAUCAAACUUUAAGUUUAGUGAAGAUUGGGGCACAGGAUAACUCUGAUUCUAUCGAGAUUUCUCUAAAUUAUAUUAGACGAUGUGGAUUUGCGAAUGAUAUAUUCUACAUAGAGGUUGGCCGAUCCGCUGUAACCGGAGAUGGCGAAUUUUGGAUGGCAGUCGAAGAUAACAAUAUCGCGCUCAAUAUGUACGAUGUAAUAACGACUGCGAUGAGGAAUUCGAAGAGUAACAAAGACGAAGUUGGGCCUCGCCAGAGAACGCGUAGUUCCUCCGCCAACGAAGCCAGCAAACCUAUAUCCGUUCUCCAAAGACGGCAUACGGGUCAAAAGCUUCAUGGCUUUUCGCCCCUGGAGGAACAGAAGACAUACAAGGAGCAAGUGGAACCACUGCAAGAGCAGACUGCUACUUCCUCUGUUCUCACACAGUGUAGUCAAUCUCGGAAUACCUCCUCCACCAAUACAGUCACGGCCGUUGCUGGUACCGGGGCUUGGACUACUGGGAUUGCCACGACUAAUGCCAACAGUGCCGGUACCGCUAGACGUCGUCAUUCGGUAGCGAGUCAUCCUCAUUCCGUCAAUAAUUCCCAAUCCGUUCACAAUGUCACAACAGCAACAAAUGCAAUUAUGACUACCACUACUGUCACUACCACUACCAUCACUGCAACCACCACUACCAUCACCACCACCAUUACUGCGACCGUCACCGCGACGAUCACUACAACCACAACCGCGACAAUAUCCCAUCAGAGAACCUUGUCGCUGCCCUUAGCUGCCGUUAUUAUCAAUCAAACGCAACCAUCUAAAAGAUCCGUUUUACGGUGUGCUACAGGGCGCGAUCGAUGCGACAGUUUGCCGUCGAGAGCUCGUACUACCAGUGAGGGACAACCAACUACGGUUGUGUUAAGCCAUCCUAGAGGAGCCCAUAUUAUGUCGCACGUACCGCGACCGCAUUCCAUGUGUGGCCGAGGCCUCUCAUAUUCUCCACCAAUCGCGUCGAUGCCUAUUAGUCCAUCUUCCGACGUCUGUUCAUCGGAUUCGGCCGGAUCGUCACCCUCGAUGGAUGAUUGUGGUGAGAAUAUUUUAGAAGAAAGCACUGUCUCGAGGUACGGGCAUUCCUUGACACCUGACGAGCCUGUAAUCUUAGACAAGAAAGGUGACGACUAUGCCCUGUGGUCGACAUCGCAUCCACAUUUGAAAUACUCGCCAAACUUUAAAUCUCAUUCGCCCUCUCAGAGUUCCUACCAGAGUGAAAUGUACAGCCCCUGUGGAUCGAGUCCGGGCCGUGGAGGCGUAUAUAUGCCCAUGAGCCCGGCGACAACGGCCCAUUCGCAUUCCCGUGGAUCAUCCCUUGUGGAGGAAAGCAACGUGGAUGGCUACGUGCCGAUGGCACCAGUUGGAGAUGACGGUUACGUCGAUAUGGAUCCUGUAAAUAGUCACAACGGUCACUUUCCGGACGAUAUGUCGCAAAACGAUGGCAGUAGCUGUUCUGUUACGUCUGGCACGCCUAGUACGGAUCUGCGGUUUUCUGAGUAUCAUUUGGACAAGGUAACCAGCUUUUUAACACCCGGGGAAGAUCUGCAAGCCAGACCAACUAGAGCUUACUCCGUUGGAUCGAGACCGGAACAAGCCAACAGGCAUCGUAAAAACAGGUUGGACAUUACUCCGCAAGACGCCAACAGAGUACGAGCAUUUUCCGUAGGUAGUCGGUCUAAGAGGCCCGAGAUUGGAAGGUUAGCCAAUGUAAUUACUGCGCCAUUACCUGCUGGUUCGGAAACCUCGAAUUCGAAGUCGAGUUCCGCGCCGUUGCUGUCGAGCUCUUGGGGACACAAUUCGGGUUGCUCCGGAGCGUCCGAUCGCAUGGAGGAUCUCAUGGAGUUGGAUUUCACGAGGCCCAGUAUUCCAACCGCUCUCUCUUCGCCUCCGACAUCAUGUUCCCAACCUCAGUCGCAACCGCAACUGUACUCUACUUAUUCUACUGCCACCGACACUAGUUCCUACGUCGACAUGUCGCCCGGACAAGCUCCCAUAUCGACUACUGCCCCAUACGUCGAUAUGAGUGGUAUAAAUAAGAUCAAUCGCAAUAACAAUAAUAAUACAAUCACUGCCAACCACAAUCAUAGCCACAUGCAUAUAUCAUCGCUAACUUUCGCUCAUAAACCUGUAAUUACAACUUUAAAACCAGUAGAAGAAGCGGAGGGACCUUAUAUGAAAAUGGACGGUACGAUAGAGAUAGAUUGGACGCAUUCGGAAGCGAGUCCGAAACAAUUGUCAUCGCCUAUUCAAGAGGAUAUCUAUCAAACAAAUGGGCCACCAGGUAGCACAAGAACGGCACCUGUAGAUCUUCCGCAACCGAGGCGUCCUCCGGAGGGCUACGUCGAGAUGUCUUUUAAAGCGCGGCCGAGUUUAGAACAAGACUACAUAAAUAUGAGUAUGGGUGGGAACAAUCGUAAAACACGAACGGGCAAUCGCAAGGAAAAAUCGCGAUCGCAACCAAUCGCGAUUCAGGCGGGCAGCAAGCCACCUAAAACUCCAAAUUUUCUACCUUUGAACGGAAGUCCGACAUCCGAGAGUCUGGCGAGCACGCCCGCCUCUCCGCCGCGAGCAACACCAACGGGUUCAUCGGCCACGAUUUUUCCCUUUUCUCUGAACAGUCCUCAGUCACCUGUGAAACCUUUCACGAAAAAAAACGAUGAGUUCUCCACGACAGAAGGAGAAGAUUUUUCUAACCAAAAUAAGAACAAUGAAUACGCGGUGAUGGAACCCGCAAAGAAGAUUUACACGUCGUGUUCUACCCCAUUGACGGAGACGAUAUCCUCGUCGAAAGCGAAUAGCGAGAAGCCACCUAGUCCUGUAGAGAAGAAUGUUCGAGUUAUAUUAAAGUCUUCGUCAUCGCAAGAACACGGUAAGCCCAUUAACGUAAUAACGAAAAAACUGUCGGAUCUAACGGUGUCGAAACCGCGUCUCGUCACGGCCUCGCCAAACACCAGUCCUACUCUGACGGGUUUCAAGCCGUCGACCGCGCAACAGUCGAAGCCAUCCUCGCCAAAGUUCAUCGACGAGACUCCCACGCCUACGCCCACAUCUACACCCACGCCCACGCCAAGUCCGUUGGACAGCGAGGGCUACGAGAAGCUUCAACCGGGCGCGACAAUACUGCAUUACGCUAGUCUCGAUCUGCCGGAGGUCGAUAAUCCAGCGCCCGUGUCACCGGCGUCCACACAGGAGAAUUUCACCUACGCCGAGAUUGACUUCGCGAAACUCAAGCAGACCUAAAAUAUGCGCUGUCCUGAAUGCGCAUAUUUUGCCGCCCCCGUGUCGCGUACAAGGCUGUGCGUGACGGGGUGGUUUGGCUGACGCCUCUUGUGUUCCCCACGAUAGCAACGAGUAGGCAGGGUAUAAUCGAUCGUUCUGACAUUGGCUCUGCUGGUCUAACGAACAAGGCGCCGGGUAGGAACUGUAUAUAAUUCAUUUCUUUUUCUCUCCAGCCUAAUGGCAUUAUAUCGCUCGCCGAUCUUUCUGAUGUAAUAGAUUGGCAGCCUAUUUUAAAUUGUUUGAGAAAUAAGCAUCGUUGGUACCUAUAGUUCUGGUUGUACUGCAUUAAUAUCGUAUUUUAUCGGAAUGAUGUGAAAUUUUUUAAUAUAGGCGAAAUAUACUUUUUUUCUCGCUGAUUCCGAAGAGAGUCCUCAAAUCUGUCCACAUGUAUGCUAUUUCUAAUAUUAAACGAUCGGUAAUUUAACGGAAAAGAGCAAAUUACAAAAACAUUAUCUUUUAUUUUUAGUUAAAAUAAUGUAUUUGUAUAAUUGGGGUUAGUAGAAGGAAUUUUUUGAUAUUAGAAUAUAUCAUCUAGUUAAAUGAGAGUCGCUUGUAAAAAUGUAUAAAUCUUUUAAAUUUUAAUUUUGUUAGUGGAUUUGCGUGUUAUCUCUAUCAAAAUUUGUUUUGUUUUGUAUUAUAUUUCCAGAUGCUGACAAGCCAAAUAUGUAUAAGUCAAUUCUUUUGAGAUAUAUAUAGAUAUAUA
Mycetomoellerius zeteki is the source of this 6799-nucleotide messenger RNA. RefSeq names its product insulin receptor substrate 1 chico (gene chico). The transcript is spliced from 10 exons. Lineage: Eukaryota; Metazoa; Arthropoda; Insecta; Hymenoptera; Formicidae. Gene Ontology annotation, molecular function: phosphatidylinositol 3-kinase binding; insulin receptor binding. The record is from RefSeq and is a predicted model, not a curated record. Gene Ontology annotation, biological process: insulin receptor signaling pathway. Gene Ontology annotation, cellular component: plasma membrane; cytosol. The coding region runs from base 2317 to 6057 and encodes 1246 amino acids.